AUGGUAUUCGCUAAGCUUUGGUGCGAUUUUUGUCAAGACCAAAGCGGCUUCGAGCCUAUUUCAAGAUAUGGAGAUCUCACGCUCUGUUUCGUCGAUGGCGUUUUGCUCAACGGUGCCGCUUUGCUGAUGAUCUUAUUCGGAUCGAAAGAGCUGCUGCGUUUGUGUCGCGAACCCCACCCAGGCGUGAAAUAUAGAAAACACUGGCUACUGUUUUCAAGAAUGGCCCUCGUGUCUCUACAGCUCGUUUUCGCUACAGCCUCUUUAUUCCAAAGCAGAACAACGGUGGAUGUGCAAUUGGCCUCAGCAUCGCAAAGGCUGUUGAACCUGCUGUCUCUCAUCGUGGCCCUUCCGCUUCAUUUGAUUGAGUACAACAGGUCCAACGUGUCGAACGGGGUAGUCAUUUUUUAUUGGUUCUUCGAGGCGUUCUUUGGGCUGUGCAGGGUGGUGAAUCUACAGAUAAGGUUGACAUAUGAGGGUACGAUGCCCGUAGCAGACUCUGUCUUUAAACUUACCGUCUUUCAGUGUUUUGCAAGUUUUCUCAUUUUAGGGUUGGAAUCUUUGUUCACUAAACCCUCGCUAGGCCGAAACGAGUUCUCAAAAUACACCAAUCGCAGGAAAAACCCAUAUGACAGUGCUAACAUCUUCUCUCGCAUUUCUUUCUCCUGGAUGACCCAAAUGAUGAAAACGGGCUAUGAUAAGUUUUUGACCGAGAACGAUUUGUAUAAGCUACCGAAGAAUUUUGGUAGUGCUGAAAUUUCCGAUGUGUUUGCCAAACAUUGGGACUACGAAGUGAAACACAGAACCAAGCCUUCUCUUGCGUGGGCUCUCUGUGUCACGUUCGGUUGGAAAAUGGUCGUCGGCGCUGUAUUCAAAGCUAUUUUUGACAUUCUGGCUUUUACACAGCCCCAGCUAUUGCGCAUUCUUAUUAAGUUUGUGACUGACUACACUGAGAAGGCGGCAGCAGAGGAAAUUCCAAUAGUAAAGGGUUUUAUGAUUGCUAUUGGUAUGUUUUUGGUGAGUGUGAUCCAGACCUCUUUUCUACACCAAUAUUUUCUACGAGCGUUUGACACUGGUAUGAACAUUAAGAGUGGUUUGACAUCGGUAAUUUAUCAAAAGUCUCUGGUAUUGUCCAACGAAGCGGCUGCUACUUCAUCUACUGGUGACAUUGUCAAUUUAAUGAGUGUUGACGUGCAACGCUUACAAGAUUUGACCCAAUGGGGUCAAAUUAUAUGGUCAGGGCCCUUUCAACUGAUUUUAUGUCUGGUAUCUCUUUACAAACUCUUGGGUCCUUCGAUGUGGGUUGGAGUAUUCAUCAUGAUUAUAAUGAUUCCCGUUAAUUCAUUUAUCGUGAGGCUUCAGAAAAGGCUGCAAAAAACCCAAAUGAAAAACAAGGAUGAAAGGACCCGCCUGAUUAGCGAGAUUUUGAAUAACAUUAAGUCUCUGAAGCUUUACGCAUGGGAAGAUCCUUACAAAGAAAAACUAGAUCAUGUUAGAAACGAGAAGGAACUAAAGAAUUUGACAAAGAUGGGUUGCACCCUGGCGCUUGCUAAUUUUCAGUUCAACAUUGUUCCGUUUUUGGUUUCAAGCUCAACAUUUGCCGUCUUUGUCUUCACUCAGAAAGACAGGCCAUUGACUACUGACCUAGUGUUCCCAGCACUUACACUUUUCAAUCUGCUCUCAUUUCCGUUAGCAGUUAUCCCUAUGGCUAUAACCUCCUUUGUUGAGGCUUCUAUAUCCGUGGGUCGUUUGCAUUCCUUUUUGACGAACGAAGAACUGCAAACUGAUUCUGUUCAGCGUAAAUCGAAAGUAACUUCCAAUGGUGAUGUAGCUAUCAAUAUUGGUGCUGACGCGACAUUCUUGUGGCAAAGAAAGCCCGAAUACAAGGUUGCAUUGAAGAAUAUUAACUUCAAAGCAAAGAAGGGUGAGCUAACUUGCGUUGUGGGUAAAGUUGGUAGUGGUAAGAGUGCUUUAAUACAGGCUUUAUUGGGAGACCUAUUCCGAGUCAAAGGGUUCGCCACCGUUCACGGAAGUGUGGCGUAUGUUUCUCAAGUUCCCUGGAUUAUGAACGGUACUGUCAAAGACAAUAUUCUUUUUGGACAUAAGUAUGAUGCCAAGUUCUACGACAAGACAAUAAAAGCUUGUGCAUUGAGUGUGGAUCUAUCCAUUCUUCCCGAAGGUGAUCAGACAAUGGUUGGUGAAAAGGGCAUUUCUUUGUCGGGUGGUCAAAAGGCCCGUCUUUCACUCGCCAGGGCGGUUUAUGCUAGAGCAGACACUUAUUUAUUGGAUGAUCCAUUGGCAGCUGUUGAUGAACAUGUCGCUAAACAUCUGAUUGAGCACGUUUUGGGUUCAACUGGUUUACUAAGUACCAAGGUUAAGGUGUUAGCUACAAACAAGAUUUCUGUUCUCUCGAUCGCUGACAGUAUCACACUUUUGGAGAACGGUGAAAUUACUCAGCAGGGCUCUUACCAUGAUGUAACCAGUGACAACUCAUCUGCCUUGUCUAAAAUUAUUGCCAGUUACGGCAAAAAAAGUUUGAAAGGUAAGAAGGAGGGUUCAACGGAUUCCCCUACUUCCGAAAGCAGUACUGUAGCCGAGGAUAACAUCGAUCUCCGUAAACUGGAAGAGGACAAGUCAAUUGAAUCUGAUGGGCGGAGCUUGCGUAGAGCAAGCAAUGCAACUUUGAGAAGUUUGGGUUUUGGUGAUGACGAACGGCCCUCGCUGAAAGAGCACAGGGAACAAGGAAAGGUCAAGUGGGAAAUUUAUCUUGAAUAUGCGAAGGCUUGUAAUCCUAGACAUGUCAUGGUCUUUAUGGUGUUUGUUGUCCUAUCUAUGUUCUUGUCUGUUAUUGGCAAUGUUUGGUUAAAACACUGGUCUGAGGUUAAUACCAAAUUUGGUGCAAACCCUCAUGUUAGCAAGUAUCUCGGUAUCUACCUUGCUCUUGGUAUAGGGUCCGCUCUCUCCACCUUGGUGCAAACCGUUAUCUUAUGGGUCUACUGUACAAUUCAUGGUUCACGUUAUCUCCACGAUGCGAUGGCUUCAGCGGUUUUCAGGGCACCUAUGUCCUUUUUUGAAACGACACCAAUGGGUAGAAUUUUGAACAGGUUUUCUAAUGACAUUUACAAGGUCGAUGAAUUGUUGGGUAGAACUUUUUCACAGUUUUUUGUGAAUGCCAUCAAGGUCUCCUUCACUGUUAUUGUUAUCUGUUAUUCGACAUGGCAGUUCAUUUUUAUUGUGGGUCCAUUGAGCACCUUAUACAUCUAUUAUCAACAGUAUUAUUUGAAAACAUCUAGAGAACUCCGUCGUUUAGACUCGGUCACCAGGUCUCCAAUUUAUGCACAUUUCCAAGAAACUUUGGGCGGUAUCAGUACUGUUAGAGGAUAUGGCCAGCAGAAAAGAUUUGUUCAUAUAAAUCAGGCCCGAGUGGAUAAUAAUAUGAGCGCAUAUUAUCCUUCUGUGAACGCGAAUAGAUGGUUGGCUUUUAGAUUAGAGUUCAUUGGAUCUGUCAUAAUUCUUGGUGCCGCGGUUCUCAGUAUUUUCCGCCUCAGGCAAGGCACCUUGACCGCAGGAAUGAUUGGUCUCUCUUUAAGCUAUGCUUUGCAGAUCACCCAGUCACUAAAUUGGAUUGUGCGAAUGACCGUUGAAGUGGAAACCAACAUCGUCUCAGUAGAACGGAUCAAGGAAUAUGCCAGCCUAACACCAGAAGCACCAGCUGUCAUUGAAGAUAGCAGACCAGCUGAAGAAUGGCCUACUGAAGGCGGAAUUAAAUUUGAAGGUUAUUCGGCACGAUACAGACCUGGGCUAAAUCUUGUGUUGAAAGAUAUCAGUCUGGACAUCAAACCCCAAGAAAAGGUGGGUAUUGUGGGGCGUACCGGUGCUGGUAAGUCCUCCUUAACCUUAGCACUUUUCAGGAUUAUUGAAGCCGCAAGUGGGCACAUAUCCAUAGACGGCUUGCCUAUCGAUCAAAUUGGUUUGAAGGACUUGAGACAGCAUCUUUCUAUCAUCCCUCAAGACUCUCAGGUAUUUGAAGGCACUGUAAGGGAUAACAUCGAUCCCACCCGCCAGUUCACAGAUGAGCAGAUAUGGCGCGCCCUAGAGUUGUCGCAUUUGAAGGAACACAUCAAGAGUUUAGGCAAGGAGGAACUCGAAUCAGCUCUCACAGAAGGCGGUGGUAAUCUUUCUGUCGGGCAAAGGCAGCUGAUGUGUUUGGCAAGAGCGCUGCUCAUUCCAUCAAAGAUUUUGGUACUGGAUGAAGCCACUGCCGCGGUUGACGUUGAGACCGACCAAGUGAUACAAGAAACGAUAAGAACUGCAUUUAAGGAUCGUACAAUUCUAACCAUUGCUCAUAGAAUCAACACAAUUUUAGAUAGUGAUCGGGUUAUCGUACUUGAACAGGGUCAAAUUGCAGAGUUUGAUACUCCUGAAAAUCUGUUGAAGAACUCUGAGAGCUUGUUCUAUUCGUUAUGCCAUGAAGCCGGUGUGACAAAGGACUGA
Molecule: messenger RNA, 4491 nt
Organism: Lachancea dasiensis
Lineage: Eukaryota; Fungi; Ascomycota; Saccharomycetes; Saccharomycetales; Saccharomycetaceae
Source: the annotation of a GenBank genome assembly